AUGUCUUCUACGAUUUUCUACAAAUUCCUUCACCAGAAGGAACAAUCCACAAUACACUUUGACGGCACAGGCAUCAAUGUCUUUGACUUGAAACAUGAAAUUAUCAUGCAGAACCAGCUAGGACAAGGGCAGGAUUUCAUGCUCCGGCUCUAUCAUCUGGAGCAGCCUGAUUUGGAGUACGAGAACGACCAAGAUGUGAUUCCAAGAUCGUCUUUUGUUUUGGCCAAGAGAUCUCCGUGCUCUGUAUUCAAUGGUCGUUCCCAGAGCGCGGCCAGAUACGUAACAGGCAAACCCAGAAUCACCAAAUUCAAAGCACAGAAUUCGCUAAAACCCGUCACGGCGAUAAAGCAAGAGGCUGCCGUGGACGAAUCGGUGAGUGAGGAAGAUAGAAUCAAGCAGAUGUUCGAGAACCAGUCCAAUGUCUGGGCCCAGGCGCAGGACGAACUAUCUACACACAAGCUCGUUCAUUAUAAGCCUGGAACUGAAGACCUACCCCCGCCCGGCUAUGUGUGUUACAGAUGUGGAGGCAAAGACCACUGGAUCAAAAACUGUCCAACAAACACCGACCCUAAUUUUGAAGGCAAGAAGAUUAAGAAAACGACAGGUAUUCCAAAGAGUUACAUGAAGACGAUUUCAAAAGAAACAGUGGAAUAUAGACUACAGAACCCAGAUAGUAAUGAGAGUGGGAUCCACACAAAUGAGAACGGUGAUUUGGUUGAUGCCAACGGAAACACAUAUAUGAUCACAGAGGACGGUGAUUAUGUCAUGACUUUUGCUGAUUCCAAGACAUGGGCACUGUUCCAAGAAAAACAGCAGAGCGCCGCCUUGAAGGCACAGAAAGAGUUCGAACAGGCAUUGGUCAAACAGGCAACCACAGAUGGAAAGUUGCAGUAUCUCAACCCGCUCAAUCCGGGACAAGUGCUCAAAGCUCCGAUUUACAUGACGCCUUGUUGCCAGAGCAUGGAUUCAUUGAAGAAAAUGAAAAACUUCAGCUACAACCAGGCUGAGUUGGAGCAAGCAUUGAUCGAAAACGAUUUCCACUGUCCAAACUGUGGUAAGGACGAUGUCUACAUCGACUCCUUGAUUCAUAAUGAGGAUUUGGAAAAGGAAAUCGAGCAGUAUGUCGAUUCGCUUGACUUAGAAGAUCCUCUGAAGGCUAAACGCCCGGCUCCAGAAUCUACAGACGAAGAUGGUUCUGCUGCUAAGAGACAGCAAACAAACCCUAUGAUGCCUAUGCCUCAGAUGCCUUUCGGUAUGAUGCCUAUGCCUAUGAUGGGAAUGCCUCCGAUGUUCAUGCCUCCAAUGCCUCCGACAGGCCCAUCCGGAGAGAAAAAAUAA
This is a messenger RNA of Clavispora lusitaniae ATCC 42720, 1338 nucleotides long. RefSeq names its product cleavage polyadenylation factor subunit. Lineage: Eukaryota; Fungi; Ascomycota; Pichiomycetes; Serinales; Metschnikowiaceae. Gene Ontology annotation, cellular component: nucleus. Gene Ontology annotation, molecular function: zinc ion binding; nucleic acid binding; ubiquitin protein ligase activity. The record is from RefSeq and is a predicted model, not a curated record. Gene Ontology annotation, biological process: ubiquitin-dependent protein catabolic process; protein ubiquitination.